Stegostoma tigrinum is the source of this 12057-nucleotide messenger RNA. It is a transcript of the gene slc25a22a, whose product is annotated as solute carrier family 25 member 22a. Bases 353 to 1336 code for a protein of 327 amino acids. The transcript has 11 exons. Gene Ontology annotation, biological process: aspartate transmembrane transport; malate-aspartate shuttle; L-glutamate transmembrane transport. NCBI's taxonomy places the organism in Eukaryota, Metazoa, Chordata, Chondrichthyes, Orectolobiformes, Stegostomatidae. Gene Ontology annotation, molecular function: L-glutamate transmembrane transporter activity; L-aspartate transmembrane transporter activity. The record is from RefSeq and is a predicted model, not a curated record.
UCCGAGCGCGCGCGCUACCAGCCGUGGGUCUGCCGACGGCCAUAGUACGCCCUGGGUGCCAGAUGGUGUUCAUUCUGCGAGAGAGCUUGCAGCGGAGAGCGGGCUGAGUGUUGAGGAAAGAACACAUUGUUGCCCUGUAACUCAUCAAGGUCAGCAUUAAAUGCGUGUUUAAUGGCAGAGUGGAGCUUGUUUGAUUUGGAAAAGAUUGCAGUCGUCAAAGUGUGAGACACUCAGCUGCUGACUCUUUUUAGCAGAUAACAGAGUUAAGGAAACAACUCAAGUUCAUUUGAGAAUCUACUUUCUGGAUUUGAAGAAUCUUUUCUUCACACAAGAGGGCUUGUGUUUGAAUUAAAUGGCUGAUAAACAAAUCAGUUUACCUGCCAAGCUGAUCAACGGAGGCAUUGCAGGAUUAAUUGGUGUCACCUGUGUAUUCCCAAUAGACUUAGCAAAAACACGGCUUCAAAACCAGCAAAAUGGCCAGCGGAUGUACUCUAGCAUGUCUGACUGCCUUAUUAAGACAAUCCGAUCCGAUGGCUAUUUUGGGAUGUAUAGGGGAGCUGCUGUCAAUCUUACUUUAGUCACACCUGAAAAGGCCAUAAAGCUUGCUGCAAAUGAUUUCUUCCGUCACAUGCUUUCCAAGGAUGGAAAGCAGUUAACCUUGAUCAAGGAGAUGCUGGCUGGUUGUGGUGCUGGGACCUGUCAAGUUAUUGUGACUACCCCUAUGGAGAUGCUGAAGAUCCAGCUGCAGGAUGCAGGACGUCUUGCAGCCCAACAGAAGCUAAUGACAGCCCAGUCAGCAAUGAGCUCCCCCAUGGAGAGCACCAUCUCCAGUGCGAGUCAAGCUACCUCCACCAUCAAAUCCCCACAGACUGCUACACAGAUCACCAAAGAGCUGCUGAGGAGCAAGGGAGUUGCUGGUCUUUACAAAGGCUUAGGUGCAACAUUGCUAAGGGAUGUUCCUUUCUCCAUCGUCUAUUUCCCACUCUUCGCUAACCUUAACAAGCUGGGACAGAAGAGCCCAGAUGAGAGAGCUCCAUUUUAUGUAUCCUUCAUCAGUGGUUGUAUUGCAGGCAGCACAGCUGCUGUGGCAGUGAAUCCUUGCGAUGUAAUAAAGACAAGACUUCAAUCUCUUCAAAGAGGAGUGAAUGAAGACACAUACUCAGGGAUAGUAGACUGUACCAGGAAAAUCUGGAGGAAUGAAGGAGCAAGAGCUUUCCUGAAGGGAGCUUACUGCAGAGCCCUAGUCAUUGCACCUCUCUUCGGCAUUGCACAAGUUGUUUACUUCCUGGGAAUAGCAGAGACCAUGUUAGAGAUGCUUCCACGUAGACGAGAUUAACCUAUGGAACACCUUUGCAAGACAUCUAGCCUGGUUUCACAGGAUUGAGUAUGUCGUUCAAAGAGCACAGUUUUUGGAGUCUAACAAAUUACCAUCUUCCUGCUUUUUGCCUUUAAUCCUUCCAUCGUUGCAAAAAUGAAGCUUUAUUCUGCUUCUCCCAGUCAUACCUAAAGACCAACAGUAUUUUUUUUUGUUUCUAUUUAAAUUGUUAAAACUAGGAAAGAAAAAGUGUUUGUGAUAAGUCAGCACCAGAUAGUAUAAGAAUUGCUGUAAUUUGUAACUCUUAAACUGGUCAGUACUGAUCUGACAGUAAUGUUUCUAAAGGGAUCAUCUCCGCACGUAGAAGAAGGACCCCUCAUAUCCAAUCACUUAAGGUAUUCAAGGAACAAUAGGGGGGCUUGAAUGGAGUUUCAACAGCAGAAUAUUGGUUAACUGGCUUGUUAAUGCUAGCUUCUUUUGGUGUCUGUGCGCAGGUGCUGGGUAACUAUUUUUACAGAACAAAAAUGUCAUAUAAAGUCUGCCGUUAAUGGCGCUGCCUUCAGUGUGUUGUUGGAAUAACAGUUAGUUGGUCUUUUGACAUUUUUGGGGGGUGAAACUCGACUUGGGCAGGUAAAUAAUUAGGCAGUCUUGUAUUGACAUCUUAUCCUGUUCUAUCGAUAUCAAUGGAAUUGGAUACGGGCAAGGCAUUUAGUGGCCGAAAUGACAUGAUAGUACCUGCCUGCUGUGGCCUACCCAAGGCGAGUUUUGCCUCCCCACCUCACCGGGUGUGUGGGUAUUCACGGAUUUGAAUCCAAGCAAAUUGGAAAUGCAGUCGGGUGUCAAGAAAGUCUACAUGCGUGCCAAGCAAAAUGUGGAGUGAAUCGUACUCAGUGACUGGUGGCAGUGAACUUGCAUUGGUUUGUAUGAGCCGGGCCAUCUGGGAAGGUGCAGGCAGAAUAUGUGCUGAUUAAUUUGAAAUUACCCUUGAUCACUUUUGCGCUUGGCUGCUGAGUUGUACUGAGUGCAGUGCAGGCUACCUCUGUUGAAGCUGCACAAAGAGUUGAUGAUGUGGUGCAGUGACAUAAUUUGACCCCAGUACAAUCUUAUUGCAGGCAUGCAAAGGCUAUCUUUGGUGACCCUGUUUGGCCGACUGGUCGUUCCCCUUUUAUUUCAUCCCCAAAAAAAUACGCAGAAUCAUUGAGACUGCUGUACAUGGCUUGUGAGUACCUGUCACAUCUGGUAUUACUUUAACUUGCCUAUGUUAUCAGAGCAAGCACCUACUUUCGAUUCAACAUUAGAAUCCAUAAGUCAAAUACAGAAUACAGGAUACAGUAUCUGGUUUACAGGCAACUGUAUUGUUGUUAGAAGUAAUUAGGAAAUGACCACAAAAACGCUUUUAACAUUGUAUAGAAACCUGCAUGCUAUGGUCUUCAUUCACAUUUCUAACUUGGUAAUAAAACUGCUCCAUGUUGACCAUGUCUGCCCAGCAGCCACCGGUAGACCAUUCGUGUGUGUUAUGGUUUAAAUGUUUUCUCCAUUGCAACCUUUAUUUAGAAAGAAAAAACCUCUUUGUCACGGCUCAAAGGGACAUUGUGCAAAUGUUUCUGAGGUCUACCACUUUACGUUACUCAAAUCCUGGCUAUACCAUGGUAGUGAUUCUAGGGUUUAAGCAGAUAAGAAACUGCUGAAACUUUGUUCUCAAGGGUUUUGUCAUGUUUGAAAUAGUGCCUGGCAAUCUACUGCUUUGACAUCUGAUCUCUUUCAUCUGCUGAGCCUUCAGCCAGCUCAUUUGUUUAAAAUUACGCUGCUGUACAGUGCAAUGAGAGAAGAGGUUUCUUGAUAUAUGUAUUGUCAUUCGCACUGCUUGUAGUCAAUAGAAAGAAGAUUCACGGGUACAAUACACAUAGGUUUAGUAUGGGAAAAUCUUUUUCUUUUCCUUAAAAGAAGAGUAGUAUUUUUAUAAAGAAGACAAUUUCUUCAAAUCAGUAAACACCAAAUCCUUUCAGAGCGAUGGCUUUAAAAUCCAUGUUGCGAUCCCUUUAGAAUCAUGAAGGUAAAGUUCUGCGUUUUUUUAAACUGCAUUACUACUUAUGCCUAGAUUUUAUCAGUAUUACUUGAUCUCAUAUGCCCAUGGCUUGAGGAUUAUAGUCCCUGUCUUUUUUGGAGGUGCUGUGUUUUAACUGUGUUUCAGUUACCAAUGAAAUUGUAUACUUAUAGGCUGUUCAAGGAUUUGAGGUCAGUGUUUGAUUGUUUGGAAGUAUUGAGCACACUUGAGAUAAGGACCAUUAAAUCCACUAAAGGAUUUCUGCCAUUUUUGAGCUUAAAGGCUGAAGGUCUUCCCAUAUGCCUGACACAGAUAAAAGGAAAAUCUGUGGGAGGACCGGACAGUGCAAAAAAUAACACUGCUGCCUCAUACCAGGGGGUGAGAGUUUAAAUCUGGUUUACGUAUCUCUGGUUUUUAAGGGCCCAAUGCAAAAUGAGUUUGGGUCGCCUCUAAAAACUGCUGUUUAUUGAUGCUAAACUGCCAAUCUCACCAAGAUUCGAAGGGCUGUCUGAUACAGGAAGUGGGGCAACCUUAUGCUGGUCCAAUAGGGAGCCCUUUUCACAGAUUAUUACUGCGCAUACGUAAUGAUAUAUUUCAUGUCUUGCCCGCAUGUUUCACCUCAAUAAACAAGAAAAACCUGGACAUUGAAAGUUUCCCUCCAAGGAAUUCAGAUUAAGUUAAUCAGAUUCUGAUUGAAAUAUUUUUUGGACUCCACUAUGAAAUUCCAUGACAAUGAAGCACUCCAAAAAGCCCCAUGGUACUUCCAGACUAAGACACUGGUGUGUAUUAAGAAUUAUUGGACAAACUUUACCCAGUGCGGCAUUCUGGAUUAUAACAGAUCAUGUGUUUACUCCACAAGCCAGUCUCUCAAUUAAAUGCUAGAACUUUUGCUUUACCUUAAUUCCUGCUUGGGAGCAGUUAGAUAUUAUGGACCUCAUAGCUGACCUGAGAAUCCACUGAAUAAAUUAUAAUUGCUGGAGAUCUAAAUGUUCUUUAGGAUUUCCAAUUUGAGUCCUAAGGAGAGUAUGGAAGAGAAGCUGAUUCAUGUGUCACAGGCCCUGUUGUGUGCUAUUCCUUGCUAUGAUUUUUAAUGUAGUCCACAUAUUUGUAUCCUGAGCUCUGUCACUCCCUUAAUUUCCUUUCGCCUGGAAGGCUGAUGAGUAUACUCUGCACUUCUGGACCUCUCCAUUAGGCAGGUUCACAUAUCUAACACUAAGAAUGAAUAAAUCAUACAUAUAUACAUAAACAUUUCGCUCACCUAAACCUCAACCAAGGUUAAUUAGAUCUUAAGCAUCAGCUCUUUCACUGAGGAUCGUGGUCUUUUCUGAGAACUGCAGGAUGAAUUUGUGGCUGUUGCUUCACUUUGCAUCAAAACUGGUGAGUGAUAUAGUACACAACUAGUUCUUGCAUUUCUGUGUACCUGUGUCCUUGUUUUGUAAAGUAGUAACUGGUGGGAACAAUCCAUAAUUUUAUUUUUGAACUAGAAUUCUUUUUUAGAUCAGUUCCUUUAUUAAUUGCUCAUUAUUUUUGUUACCACUGUAAUAAUGCAAAUUGGAAUAUCACAAGUGUAAAAUGUUGCUAAUUUAAAUAACUUUAUACCUCAUAUUCUGAGCUUCUUAAGAAUUAUUGCUAGAUUUAUUUGGAAAAUACAGUAUUUCCUAAAGUGUUGUUUUACAUAAAGCUAUUGGUUAUUGUUAGAUUAUUACAUUUUUUUGGUUCAUCCUUCAUUUUGAAAGGAAAGCACAUUUGUUGGGAUUGGUUUGGGUCCGCACUAAAGUUAGUUAAUUGAUGUUUUGCUGAAUUCAUUAUCUGGAGGUUCGUUGGAUAAGUGAGUCAAGGUUUAGGGCCCAUCCGCUUUCAGAUAGCAACAAUUUUAUAUCUCAAAAGCUCUGCUAAUAGUACCAGUGAUAGAAAUGAUUCUGGAGGUUUGCAUUGUUGAGUAGAUGAGGCCAAUUUCCUUAGAGUUUGGAAGGUAAAGACGUGAACUCAUUAAAACCUAUAAAAAUCUUGAGGAGCUUGCCAGAAUAAGUGCUGUGAGAAUGUUUCUUCUGACAAAGUGGUCUAAAGCAUCGCAGUAUGAGAUUGAAGGAGCCAGCUACUUGUGACUGAGAUGAGACAUUUCAUCAUUGAGUUGUGAUUUUUUUUUAGCCUUUUCUACCCUAGAUUCUCAGUCACUGAUUAUAUUCAAGUCCAACAUUAAUAGGUUUUGAACACUAACGAAAUUGAGGAACGUGCACAUAGUGCAGUUUGUUCAGGCAGAAGUUCAGCCAUGAUCUUAUUGAGUGAUGAAACAGGCUUGUAGAACUGAAUGGCCCAUUGCUGCUCCUAUUUCUAAUGGGAACUGAAUUCUAAAUGUGAUAUUGGAGUUUGCUUGGCAUUGUCCCAGAGAUAUGGUUUGUUCUUAUCCAUUUAUCCAUUAUAGUAUGUAAUGUUGAGCAGCGAAUCUAAACUGUGAGCAUCAAUGCCAAUCAGAUUGAUUACCAGCGCAGAAAUGAGUCACUUGGCUCCAUUGAUCAAUGUCAGUGUUGGUCCUCCAUCUAAGUCUCAAUUGACCUCUUCUCAGCAUCUUGCUCAAUCCCCUUGAUUUCCUGGAUGCAACAAGACUCUCCUAGAUAUAGCAAUGUCUUCCAACCACUCCAUAUAACAGAGAGUUCCAUCCUCUUCACUCUUGAGUUGAGUCAUACCUUCUAAAUUCAUCACUUGACAUAUUGGUAGCUGAUUUGCACUGAUGGCUCAUUGCUCUGGAUUGAAUUUUUGUUAGUCACAGGAUAUGUGCUUACGGCCAACAGCAUUGCCAUGUAGGGCACCAGCAACAUGCAUGCAGAUUAGUUGCAGGGCUGUUUUGUGUGUGGUGUGGGGAUCGGUGGGAAGAUUUGAAACUAGCCCCCUACAAUUCAGAGUAAAGGCCAAAAUGCUGGAAGAUUCUGACCUGGGACAGUUAGACUUUGUGAAAGUUUUGGCUUGUGAUUGUGCAGCAAGCUCACAAUGCAGUGGGCACAUUAAGAACAUCAACAACACUGUUCAUGUAUGUAUCAAUAGGGUGGAUACCAAUUUUCCAUUCCAGUCAACUAUCAAUCAGGCCAGUGCCACUUACGAUGUUGCAGUGGCAGGUGUUAGUCUAUAUCCACAAAGAACAUGACAAUUUUUUUCUCUGAAGAAGAAUGCUGUUUCAAGCCCAACUUUUAUUUAUUUUAGCUCCCACAAUGUCAUAGUAUUUUUGUAUUUCCAUUAUGUAUUUGAAACACCCAAAGUUUACCCUGAUCAUAGAUCCUUCCACCUAUUGUCAUUUCAGUGCCACCCUUAAUUUGUCUAUGCUACAUCACGAUCUACAGAGUGAGAGUGGUUUCACCUUCCAGUGAACUGCAGGAUCAGGGCAAGUGCAGAGCACACUUCCAUGCCUAACUCUGGGGCACAGGAUACUUGAACCCCAAGCUACUCUCAGUAACGGGUGACUCUAACGGUUGACCAUAACGGUUAUCGUCAAAUACUUUUAAAAAACAAUCUAAGUUCACUAAUAUAAUAAAAUGUGAGGCUGGAUGAACGCAGCAGGCCCAGCAGCAUCUCAGGAGCAAAUCCAGCAUCUGCAGUUCCCAUUAUCACUAAGUUCACUAAUGCCUUUUAGGGAAGGAAACCUACUGUCCUUCUCCAGUCUGGUUUAAUUUUGACUUCUGCCCCACAACAGUUUGUUGAACCAAAGUUGCCCUCUGUAAUGGCCUAGGAAGCCACUCCAUUCCAGGACACUUGGGGAUGAGUGACAGAAACAGAUUUUGCUGGCCACGUUUGGGUUGCGUGGGAGAACUGUUAACUUUUAAAAUAUUUUAAAGUUUUUAAACUUUAUUCCAUCUGUUCCCACCAGGCAAGACGGGAUGUGUCACUUUUUCAGCGUAUGUGCACCUUGCCAUUUUGCACAGUCGCUGGUCAGUAGCACUCAUGCUCUCUUUUUCUCCAAUUAAUUGAUUGAAACAAGUAGGGCUGCACUGCUGCUCCAAAGAACCGGGGGCCUGGGUUCGAUUCCAGAGUUUGCACAUUCUCCCUGUGUCUGCAUGCAUUUCCUCCCACAGUCCAAAGAUGUACAGAUUAGGUGGAUUGGAUUUAGUAAAUUGUCCUGUAGUAUCAAGGAAAGUGCAGGCUGGGGGGGGGAUUAGCCAUGGGAGAUGUGCGCUUACCGAAAUACAAUGGGUGCUGUUUGGAUGGUUAUCAGAGGAUGGUAUGCAUUUGAAGCCUAAAAAAUUCUGCUCUGCCUAAUUUACACUAAUACCUUGAAGUGCAACAAUAAAAGCAUCAAAAACCUUAAACAAAUCACUACAUGUAUUAGCAGCAAGGAUUCCGAUGCAUCUACAGUUGAGGAGCUCUCCAAGAGAAAAUGCUGAGUGAUAUCCUUUGCCUUAAACUGACACAGAUUUUGUUUUAAUUCUGAAAUUAUAGUUAGUAUUAUUUCGCUUCUGGUGGGACCAGACCUCAUUGGUCCUGCACUCCCAAGGGUGUCACACAAGUGACCAGUGUCUUUCUGACACUGCUAUCUAAAUUCUGGUUCCAGAACAUUAUUUUAUCAGAUGUUGAAUUGUCCUGUGAUAAUUGAUAGGAAAACACAAGCUCACUGAGAACUGCAGGAGAUGGACAAAUAGUUCAUACGCUAUGUCCCUUCUAAGCUGCAUGGCCACACACCAGCUGGGACACUCUAUGCACGUCGAUUGGUGUGUUGAUGAACAGUUUCUGCUUUCUGAAGCCCUUGCCAUGCAUGGUCCUCAGAGGUCCGCACGUCAGCAAAAAAACCCCAAAGGGAACAUAGGUCAUGAGUGGUCUUUAAAUUACAUCACUAUGGUCCCAACCUGUCAAUUUAUUUCCCACCCUGAAUUUAUCCUUGAGAGCUGCCUUCCUGAAUAUAUUGGCUUGUGAGCAAGGUUCAGAAUCAACUACAACGAUGUACCAUAUCGGCAAUUACAUAUCGCAUUGGAAUCACGUAUAGGCCAGACCAGAUAAAAAUGACAAAGUUCCUCCCUUAAAGAUACUAGUGAAGCAAGUUUAUUUUUACAACAAUCCAGUUGUCUCAAGGUAACUGUUACUGAUGCUAACUUUUUAUUCCAGAUUUAUUUAAUCAAUACAUCAAAUGGAGCAUCAUUUUUGCAGCCCUACAGUUUUUGUGUCCAAAUUCUGCUGCAUCUUGUUGUAUCCAGAAGAAUGAACACUUUUGAAUUGUAUGCAAAUUUAAAUUGGUUAGUGUUUCAUUAGGUCCAGUGUUUGUAUUUUCUCAUUUUGCCCAUUUGCCCAUGAACAAGCAGGUAGUCUGAGAGUUAGGUCUGGAUUUUCUUUAUUCAUUAACAGGAUGAGGGAGUCGCUGACCAGGCAGUAUUUAUUGCCCAUCCCUAAUUGCCCAGAGGAAGUUAAGAGUAAACCACAUUGCUGUGGCUCUGGACUCUCACGUAGGCCAGACCAGGUAAGGGUGCCGGUUCUAUGCCUAAAGGACAUUGUUGAACCAGAUGGGUUAUUCCAAUAAUUGACAAUGGAUUCAUGGUCACCAUUUGAUUUUUAAGUCCAGAUAUUUUGUUUUAUUGCUGUGACAGGAUUCUAACCCAGGUCCCCAGAAUGUUAUCUGCGUCUCUGGAUUAACAGUCCAAUGAUAAUGCCACUAGGCCAUCAACUCCCCAUAGGUCUGGAUUCAUAACACUGGUUUUCAGGACUCCUUGUCAUAAUUAGUGAGUUUCCUGUUUCCUUUGUUGCUUACUGAAUUUAUGUGGAGGAGCGAGCAUGGUCUAAAAUGGGCCACUUUAGUUCCUUUGAUAACAAGGUGUGGAGCUGAUGAACACAGCAGGCCAAGCAACAUCUUAGGAGCAGGAAAGCUGACUUUUUGGGCCUAGACCCUUCAUCAGAAAAGCUAGGCCUGAAACUUUCCUGUCAGCUUUCCUGCUCCUAAGAUGCUGCUUGGCCUGCUGUGUUCGUCCAACUCCACACCUUGUUAUCGCGGAUUCUCCAGCAAUUCCUAUUAUCUCUGAUACAGUUUAGUUCCUUUAUUGAGUUGGUACUGUUUGACAACAAAAAAAAUUGUUGAGCAAUAGCUGAUAAUUUAUUAUUGAAUGCUUUGAUAACUGAAGAGUUAAACUCAAGUUGGAUGAACUGAGCUUAUAUAAAUAUUAACCACAAUAACAGUUCAAAAUCUGAUAAUUGUAAGUCACAGUACCUGUGUUGUCUUGGAUUUGUGAAGUUUGAAUGGAACUGAGAGAAUCUUGCAGAUGAUGGGACUACUGUUGGGACAAAGUUGUAAAACUGAUCUUACGGCACACAUCAGGAACUGGAUCAAAUUUAGGUGAAGUGGAUCAAUUUUAAAUGUUGUGUUGUCUGAGAAAUGAAUGUGUUUCAGACUUGUAGCUGUUGUCGACACUUGUGAUAUUGGCUUGAGUUUGUUCCUCACUAUAGUUGUAUGAAAAUAAAUCAUGUACUUUUGUCGGUAAAGUGUCAUUUGCUUAAUGCUUAUACAAAGUACUGUGUGAUUUCUAUGCUAGUGCACUUGGUAUCAUGAAAAAUGAAUGUAAUUAAGAACCCAAUCAGAUCUUGUUUCAUCAGAAAAUUUCAUUUGUUGCAAUCCUCUGUAAUUUAUGCAAUAUCUUUGAACUGAACUAGCAGCAUUUGCAAAGUGAGCUUAGUGAUAUACGUGUUGGCGUUAAUAUUUUUGUUGGGGAGAGUCGUCUGGGGCAAGUAUGAUGACUCACUACUUAUAUAUAUGUUUUACAUGCAGCAGCCACUAGCCCAUUAAAAGUCGUCCUUGGUGAUUAUUUUCAGACACAAUUUUGUUUUUCUGUUGCAGCAUGGAGAACACACUCAGCGUCUGUGUGAGAAACAUGUUUGCAUGCAUGUUAUCUGUAGUGAAACUCCAGUGUAGUAGUGCAGGAGUGUUACCUGUACAUUGUUUUGGAUGCAAUAUUAACCUGGGGCAUCACGCCCCAGCAACCUGCGUUGCCUGUAACAUAGUGUUUUUAUUCACUGUUUAAAAUCUCCCCUUGGUAUUUAAAGACGCUGUGUGACUAACACCACCAAGAGAAAGCAAACUAAUGGCUUGUUUGCCAUCCUGUGAUUUUGUGGGUGGGGUGGGUGGGGUGGUGCUGCAGAAUUACAUAUUAAGUCUUUUUGCAAAGUGUAAUGAUUUGGGGAAGCAAUUUGUGAUGUUUGAAUUACAUGCUAAGGUGCUAUACCAAUGCAUGUCUGUCUUUUUCUCACUUUGUAAAUUUUCUUCUGGACUGCUCCCAAAUGAUUCACUAAGAAAAGGACAGUACAUCAUGAAUGCAGUGGGAGGGGAAUGGAGGGACCUCCAUCAUACUCCAUUAGUUGACAGUAAUGGGAUUGUGUUAAAUGAGCAAAACUAUUAUCUUUAAAUAAUCAGAAUAUUUAACCUGAAUUUAGACAAAUUUUAAAAGAGCAAUUGUUUUUAAACAAAGAAGUUCAAGGUGCGAAUUUAUUGACAGUUUAUUAUUAUUCUGGCGAGGGCAAUACCCUGUUGUAUUUUAGCAUGGGCUUAAGAACCUAGCAGGUUGGGAGUGAGGCAGUUAUUUACAAAGCAGCCUCUAAGUUUGAAGGUUCACUCUAGAUUAAAUUAACUAAUGUAAAAUAUGCAACAUUUUAGCAUUGGUUUUAUAUGUUUAAACAUUAGGGAAUAAAGUAAAAUUCAGACAUUUAUUGCUGAACACAACUUGAAAUCAAGUUCUGAACGUAAUGUCAUACUUUCAAAGAUUCAAGAUUCCUUGUUUUUCUGUUCAAAAUCCUGAACCAAGGGUUUUUUUUUAAAAGAAAUUCUUAAAAUAUUCAGCAAAUGGAUGAUCUAGCAGAUGAUCUUGUGAUUCCACAAAGAGCAAAAAGGUAAAUUAAUGAAUGACAUAAUCACAGGAAACAGUCAGAUUGGUGGUUUGGAAGAGGACUGCAUUAGGCAGUCCUGGGGUAUAAUCAAAGUCUGAUCCUAUGGCCAUUGUAACUUGAAGUACUUGUCAUGAGUUCUGAAAAAGUUUGACACUGACAGUUUAGAUUGAAAGCUUAUUUCAAAAUUGAAUUAGUAGAUAAUAUUUGAAGAAAGGUUAAUCGAGGAUAUUUAACAAUCCUGCAUCACUAAACACUAGCUCCUUAAUGAUGUAUAAAUGUGUGCAAUUUGUAAUUGUUUAUUUUAAAAUGUAAUGGAAAUAUGUGCUGAACAAUGUGUGCAAGGAUAUGGUUAAAAAUAUAUUUUUAUGUAUUUGCCCACUAUUGCAGAAUAAUGGUAAUAAUCCCCUGCAAAUCAUGGGUUUGCCAUGUUUUAAUUCCUGCUGUUAUGGUAAGACCUUUCCUUAAUUAGCGUUUUCAAAGAAUUUAGAGCUCACUUAUUCUUGUGCUUAUUGUUCUGAGCAGCACGUGCUCCCUCAACUAGAUUUUUUAAAAAUAAAUGGAUGCUUAAAAUAAUGGUAUUUUCUGAAGUCUAUGAAAAUGUGAAAUCUUUUCCUCAACAGUGGGUUGUUUAAAUGCAAUUUUAAUUAAUUUCCAAAGUUCACCUGCUGUGAUGUGCAAAAUAUUGUGAGUUGCUGUUAUGUGAGGUGAAGCCUGGUACACGGCAUUCAGUAGCUGCUGCAUAAUGGCACUGUUUAAAUUUGUAAAUGGAUCUGUAUUAAAAGAAUCAUUGAACUGUGUAAUUUAUGUCACGUGGCAAAUAAUAAAGGUUACUGAGAGCAGUCGCUCACUUGGAUCA